This is a messenger RNA of Pangasianodon hypophthalmus (striped catfish), 3311 nucleotides long. RefSeq names its product NACHT, LRR and PYD domains-containing protein 3-like. Gene Ontology annotation, molecular function: protein binding. The record is from RefSeq and is a predicted model, not a curated record. Bases 164 to 3271 code for a protein of 1035 amino acids. NCBI's taxonomy places the organism in Eukaryota, Metazoa, Chordata, Actinopteri, Siluriformes, Pangasiidae. The transcript is spliced from 13 exons.
UGUGUGUGUGUGUGUGUGUGUGUGUGUGUGUGUGUGUGUGUGUGUGCACUCCACCCUUAAGUCAAACUAGUUUAUGUGAAAGUCAGCAGUUCGGAGAGGAAGAUAAAGGACUGUAGGCGAAAGACACACUGUAUUUUCUGCAGAACGAGAAAUAUCCACCGAAAUGAGUGUUUUUGGAGAUCAGGACACAAAUACAGAGAAGACUCUGAUUCAGGAUAAGAGAUCAGACUCGCCUGAACCCAGCUGUGUGUCCAUGAAGAGUGACCGCUCAAAGGAACUUCCACUGAAAUUCAGAGAGGGAGACAGUUCUACUGAACUAAGUUUGAGGGAGGUGAAGAAAUCAGACUCGCCCAGCUGUGUGUCUAUGAAGAGUGACCACUCAAAGGAGUUUCCAUUUAACUUCAAAAAGCGAAACAGUGCUACUGAAGUAAGGGAGGGGAAGAGACCUGAAGCCAGCUGUGUGUCUAUGUGGAGUGACUGUUCAAUUGAUUUUCCACUAAAAUUCAGCGAGGGAGACAUUGCUACUGAACUGAGAACACAAAAGGCUGAAAUCACCUACAAAAAUCACUUGGAAGCUAUAUUCAAGGAGGUGGAGCACAAAGUCAUUACUCUGUUGAAGGAUGAGCUGAAGAGAUUUAAGAAGCUCCUGAGUCCAGAUUACCCAGCAUGCUCUGUGAGGGAGGAGGAUGAGAAGCAUCAGAGCAGUGUCAGAGAGGGAGCGCUGAAGAUCACACUGCACGUCCUGAAGAACAUGAACCAGACUGAUCUUGCUAACACAUUACAAACCAAGCUCAUACCUACAUAUCAGGAAUUGUCUAAGUACAAAUUGAGAAAGAAAUUUAAAAGAAUUAAUGAAGGAAUCUCACAGCAUGGAACCUCGGCACUUCUGAAUGAGAUCUACACAGAGCUCUACAUCACAGAGGGUUGGAGUGGAGACGUCAAUAGUGAACAUGAGGUGAGACAGAUUGAGACAGUGUCCAGGAGACCAGCAACACAGGAGACACCCAUCAAAUGUAAUGACCUGUUUAAAGACAAAUCCAUCAGAACUGUCUUGACUAAAGGAGUCGCUGGAAUUGGAAAAACAGUCUCUGUGCAGAAGUUCAUUCUGGACUGGACUGAAGGAAAAGCAAAUCAGGACAUCUUCUUCAUGUUUCCACUUCCCUUCAGGGAGCUGAAUCUGAUGAAGGGGAAAAACCUCAGUCUGACUAAACUACUUUAUCACUUUUUCCCAGAACUGAAAGAAUUAACAUUAAUAGACUGUGACUCCUACAAAAUCCUCUUUAUCUUUGAUGGUCUGGAUGAGUGUCGCCUUCCUCUAAAGUUCCAGAACAAUGAGAGAUUGUGUGAUGUGACAGAGUCAGCUUCAGUGGAUGUACUGCUUACAAACCUCAUCAAGGGGAAUCUGCUUCCCUCUGCUCUCCUUUGGAUAACCUCUCGACCAGGAGCAGCCAAUCAGAUCCCUCCUGAGUGUGUAGACCAGGUAACAGAGGUACGAGGGUUCAGUGAUCCACAGAAAGAGGAGUACUUCAGGAAGAGGAUCAGUGAUCAGAGCCUGGCCAAUAAAAUCAUCACACACAUGAAGUCUUCAAGAAGCCUCUAUAUCAUGUGCCACAUCCCAGUCUUCUGCUGGAUUUCAGCCACUGUUCUAGAGAGAAUGUUGGGUGAAACAGAGAGUGGAAAGAUCCCCAAGACUCUGACUCAAAUGUUCACACACUUCCUGAUCUUUCAGAUCAAACACAAGGACCAAAAGUACCAUCAGAAUUGUGACCUUUAUCCUCAGCAGACCAGAGAGAGUAUCCUGGCACUGGGAAAACUGGCUUUCCAACAGCUGCAGAAAGGAAACCUGAUCUUCUAUGAGGAAGACCUGAGAGAGUGUGGCAUUGAUGUCAGAGAGGUGUCAGUGUACUCAGGAGUGUGUACCCAAAUCUUCAGAGAGGAGUUUGGGCUUCACCUGGGAAACGUGUUCAGCUUUGUACAUCUGAGUGUUCAGGAGUUUCUGGCUGCUUUAUUUGCAUUUCUCUCCUUUACACUGACAAACAGAAAUGUGCUAGGAAAGCAACCCACUGUAAUUUUUAAUCUCUUUAAAAAUCCAAAUGAGAUGUCUACCUUCCUGAAGAGUGCAGUGGACAAGGCCUUACAGAGUGAGAAUGGACACCUGGACCUGUUCCUCCGCUUCCUUAUGGGUCUCUCACUGGAGUCCAAUCAGACUCUCUUACAAGACCUCCUGCCCAAGACAGGAAGCAGCUCCCAUAGUAAACAGGAAACAGUCAAAUACCUCAAGAAAAAGAUCAGGAAGAAUCACUCUCCAGAGAAAUCCAUCAAUCUGUUCCACUGUCUGAAUGAACUUAAUGAUCAUUCUCUUGUGCAAGAAGUCCAAACUUACCUGAAAGAAACAGGUAACAGUCGUCUCAGUGGAGUCAGUCUCUCUCCUGCUCAUUGGUCAGCUCUGGCAUUUAUUAUACUAAACUCAGAAGACGAGCUGGAUGAAUUUGAUUUGAGAAAUUAUAACUCUUCAGAGGAAUGUCUUCUGAGGUUGCUGCCAGUUGUUAAAGCCUCCAGAAAAGCUGUACUGUGUUGGUGUAAUCUCACAGAGAAAAGCUGUACAGUCCUGUCUUCAGUUCUCAGCUCAAACUCUGCCAGUCUGAGAGAACUGGACCUGAGUAACAAUAACCUGCAGGAUUCAGGAGUGAAGCUGCUCUCUGCUGGACUGGAGAAUCCACACUGUAAACUGGAGAUACUGAGGUUGUGGCUGUGUGGUCUCACAGAGAAAAGCUGUACAGUUCUGUCCUCAGUUCUCAGCUCAAACUCCUGCAGUCUGAGGGAACUGAAUUUGGGUAACAAUAACCUGCAGGACUCAGGAGUGAAGCUGCUCUCUGCUGGACUGGAGAAUCCACACUGUACGCUGGAGAUACUGAGACUGUGUUGGUGUAAUCUCACAGAGAAAAGCUCUACAGCCCUGUCCUCAGUUCUCAGCUCAAGUUCCUCCAGUCUGAGAGAACUGGACCUGAGUCACAAUAACCUGCAGGAUUCAGGAGUGAAGCUGCUCUCUGCUGGACUGGAGAAUCCACACUGUACACUGGAGAUACUGAGGCUGGAGUAUUGCAGUAUUACAGGUGAAGGCUGUGCUGCUCUGGCUUCAGCUCUGAAAAAUCCUUCAUCACGCCUGAGAGAACUGAACCUGAAAGGUAAUAAACCAGGAGAAUCAGAAAUGAAGCUGCUCUCUGAUCUACUGAAGGAUCCACACUGUCAACUGGAGAAACUACUAAUCUGAUCUGUGUGAGUCUCACACACACACACACACACACACACAC